AUGGUUCGCUUCCAGAUCCGCCAUUUGCAGCGCACGCCGUCCGCUGUCAUGGCAGAAGAACGACGAGGAACGGUCGGCUCGAGUCGUGGCCUGGUUGGGUCGAGUCGUGGUCUGCCAGACGGUGGCAACAGCGACCUAGCGGGUGCCAACUCGGCGAGACACACCGCUCGAGGGUCUCGGGGGUCAAUAGUGCGCAACUUGCCCGAGCACAAUUUGCACUCUCAUCUCUCAGCUCGCAACGAUCGUGACGACGUUGCUAACUCGACUCAUGAGGGCGGCGGUGACCGAGCUGCUAGCUUUCACAGAGCUCCUGAUGCUGAGCGUAGCAGCCUGAACAACUCGGUGGGUGCAGUAGAUCCUCCACCUUUCGAGAGCGGGACUAGCAGCGCUCAACUUGGGGAACACUUUGAUCUCGCCUAUGGAACUACUGCGAGUCGAGGGUCCCGGUACAGCGCUGCCCACUACGUGAUGGGGUCGAUGUGGAUGACGCUGCGCUACUGGCAGUACAAACUCUUCCUGCCGCUGUCCCCCUACUCGAAAUUUUCUCAAGUGCGGUACGCGAUUGUCCUCUUUGCCACGCUUUGUUACGUACUUUGGUUCCCCACGGAGCUCGCGUUUCCGGAGCAGCACUCGCUUACGAACGUUGACGCGGUAGUCGGAGUUUUGUUGGCUGUGGACGUGCUGUUCACGCUGCAUACCGGGUAUGUGACUCCAACAGGGGCGAUCGUCAUCUCGCACUGGUUUAUCGCCUGGAACUACGUGAAGACGCGACUGGUUUUGGACGUGCUGGUGACUCUGCCGCUCGUGAUGCACGCUAACCGCAGUAAUCUAAGCGACUUCGGAGGGAAGUGGGUAACGUUUGCGCUUGACAUUCUGACGGUGGAGCGGCUUGCAUACGUAACACGUUUUGUGCGCAUGAUUUGGCUGGUGCGAGCCAACCAGUCGGGGGGCGGCAACAAUUUCUGGGCGUGGAUGCUAUACUCACGCUUUUCGCACCUGCUUCGCAUCGCCGGGAUUGUCACCAUGCUCAUGGUCAUUGCCCAUUACAAUGCCUGCAUUUGGACUGUUUUGCUGCGAGAAGAGGGGGAUACGAGCGAAGCCAACCCUUCGUGGCAAGCUCAAUACUCUGCAAGUUUCUACGCAGCACUGUUGCUCUUGCAGGGAGAGGGCGUGCCUACUGACACCUCCGGGCAGAACCUCUUUGCGUCGCUGUCGGUUCUUGUGGGCUCCAUUAUGCUCGCGGUUGUGUUCGGCCACGUCGCCAUUCUCGUGUACCAGCACAAGAUGGAGGAGGUUUUCGCUAUGACCGCCAAGCUGCAGCUGCCGCUAUCGCUACGAGAGCGAAUCCACGAAUAUUACGAGCAUCUCUGGCACGAGUACGAGUAUUUGGAUGGAGACAUCGUCCAGUUCUCGAAGGAGCUCUCACGCACGCUCGGGCUGGAGGUCGUGUUGUUCAAAUACAUGGAACUGGUCGUGCAUAUUCCGUUCUGGAAGGACUGCACGCCGGAUUUCCAGAAACAGUUAAUGCUGCGGCUGGAUGCGAGGUGGACGACGUUUUACAUGGUGAAUCGCGGCUACUGCGAGCUCAGUCGUGAGGCGAACAAAUACGAGAGGGUCACGACGACUACGAUGGCCUCCGCUCACAACGGGCUUGGGCUCCAUACAGCCCGUCAAAGCGGUGGUCUGACGAGUCGAAAGCGUAAUGGCCAAAAUGAGGAUGACAUUCGACAAUCGGCAUACGAACUGGACGAAGCUCAACGAAGAUAUUACAGUAAGAAUGGCGGCCGCGGACCAAAAGGCUACGAACUGGUCAUUUCUCGUGGCCAGGCUUUCGGUGACCUGGCGCUGUUGAUGAAUUACCAGCGCGCAGCAAACGUUCGAGCUAUCACACACGUUGAAAUGUGUGUGCUCUCGAGAGGAAAUUUUCAGGCCGUCCUAGCGCGAUACUCGGAGGACCGCCACCGCGUUGUAGUGGACAUGCUUACGUCCUUCAUGCAGAGCUAUGAGGCAGCUCAAUCUCGCUGUCCACUGCUUGAGAUGGUCCGCGCAGUUUACAGUCCCGACGCGAUCGCCGAGGUGUGCGCAAGGGCAGGAGGGCACGUAUCGUUCCUUCCUCCAGUACUAACGGCGCGUCAGGCUGCUGAGCGGAUCUACACGGCCAUCAAUGUCGAGAUACAGGAUCCUACGCUCAAGUUUGGCGUGGGGCCCCCCGCCAUUGUCCCUCCAAGCACGAAGCCUCGGUUCUAG
Molecule: messenger RNA, 2247 nt
Organism: Phytophthora sojae
Lineage: Eukaryota; Oomycota; Peronosporomycetes; Peronosporales; Peronosporaceae
Exons: 5
Coding region: 1-2247 (748 amino acids)
Source: RefSeq, a predicted model, not a curated record